Fundulus heteroclitus (mummichog) is the source of this 2445-nucleotide messenger RNA. It is a transcript of the gene slc25a34, whose product is annotated as solute carrier family 25 member 34. The record is from RefSeq and is a predicted model, not a curated record. The coding region runs from base 508 to 1449 and encodes 313 amino acids. NCBI's taxonomy places the organism in Eukaryota, Metazoa, Chordata, Actinopteri, Cyprinodontiformes, Fundulidae. The transcript has 6 exons.
GGCACUCCAACAAUGAAUGUGCUGAGGGAAACACAUGUUUACAAUGAGAGGAGGCAGAAUGGAGGUGCACAGCAGCACUGUGGGCUUCAGAGAAGAGCGGGCACAUUGAGGAGAUAAGCAGACAACCUCUCCUCCUCCUGUCUCCUGCCUGCAGCCUUAAUGGUUUUUUUUUUUUGUAAACAAGCCCAAACUCAGAACUGAGCAAGUGUUCACUUGACAAUGAACACUUUCUCUUGGACACGGUGGCUCCUUCCUGCUGUCCCGCAGACACGGAAGUGAACAACACUCACAACGAAGAGGGCAGCAGAGUGGCGCUGUACCUUUCUAAAACGGAGGACUGACAGCGACUCAUCCCUGCAGCCGAUGACUGGCACACGCUCGCUCCCCUCUUCACUAAGUUAUACAUCAGAUAGACAAACUGUGUGCACCAACCGGGGAUGACCAGCGCCCUGCUGCUGAAAGCUUCACCCACAGAGUCUCCAUUCUGCCAGCAAACAUUCCCACAGGAUGGCUUCUCCCGCCGUCCCCCGCAGCGUUUUGGGACCCCCUCCGGCCGUCUGGCCCCCUCUGGACUUUGCGCUGGGCGCUCUGGCCUGCUGUGCAGCCUGCGUGUUCACCAAUCCCCUGGAGGUUGUGAAGACACGUCUGCAGCUUCAGGGCGAGCUCCGUGCUCGGGGAUCCUACCAGAUCCACUACAGGGGAGUCCUGCAGGCCCUCCUGGUGGUGGGGCGCACAGACGGGCUCCGGGGCCUGCAGAAGGGGCUCUCAGCGGGGCUCAUCUACCAGGGCGUGAUGAAUGGAGUGCGGCUGGGCUCUUACUCCUGGUGUGAAGCUCUGGGCAUCACCGCGUUUCACGGAGGCAGCCUGCUGUCAGGUGCAGGGGCCGGGGCCCUGGGAGCCCUCAUCGCCUCUCCUGCUUAUUUGGUAAAGACUCAUCUUCAAGCCCAGACAGUGGACACUAUAGCUGUUGGUCACCAACAUAACCAUCUGAGUGUUUCCGAUGCCUUUGUUACCAUCUAUAGAAGAGAGGGCCUGAGUGGUCUCUGGAGGGGGGUCAACGGAGCCGUUCCUCGAGUCAUGGUGGGAUCGGCCGCUCAGCUGGCCACCUUCACCUCGGCCAAGGACCGGGUGUCUCACUCUCAGUGGGUUAGUGGCAACGGCUGGCUCACUGCGUUGAUCGCUGCCGCCAUCAGUGGCGUAGCCGUGGCCAUCACCAUGACUCCAUUUGACGUGAUUAGCACGCGGCUCUACAACCAGCCAGUGGACGAGUCUCGCAAAGGGCGCCUGUACCACGGAUUUACAGACUGCUUGCUGAAAGUGUGCCAAGCCGAAGGUCCCCUGGGUUUAUAUAAAGGCAUGGGCCCUGUGUUCCUGCGGCUGGCCCCGCACACAGUGCUCAGCAUGCUGUUCUGGGAUCUGAUGAGGCAACACGCAGUCAAAGACAAGUAGAAGCAAAGAAGCAUCUGAGUUGGACUGUGUCUCUAAAUGACUCAGAACUUCAUGCAAAACUUGACAUUUCUAACAAUCUACCUGUUCGGAUUCUGGCUUCGAGUAAUCAGUGAAGGUUGAUACCAACAAUUAAGGGAUGACAGCUGCUUGGCUGCAACAAGUGACUCUGAAGUUUCUCUCUUGGAUAAAAUAUCUGAGAUACUCAGGCUAUUUGCACUAAUUAAGCAACCACUACAAAACACACUGGGAGGCAAAAAUCUAAUGACAAUCUGACAAACCAGGGCUGCAAGCCUCUACGUUCUCAGACUAGCAUCUGUUAGCUGUAGCUUCAUAUUUGAUUUAAAAAAUGGAGCGAAGAAUCAAAUAUGACUAAUCUGAUAGUUGUCUUUUAAUGAAAUGUGUUCUGAGUCAGGAAUCUCAGAGGUUCAGACUCUAUAAAACAAGAAUGGGACGUGUCAACCGUUGUGUUUAAUAUGAGAUUUUGUUAAACCUCUUAAUGCAGAGCUGUUGAUCAGGUUUCACGAAGCGGAGCUGCUUGCUCACAGAGCAACACAAGCUGUCUUCCAUUUUCAGAGUCCACAACCACGCCUGGAUUUGUCGUGUUUUAAUGUGUGUUGCUCUUGCCUUUUUUGUUUGGAUGACAGGAAAAGAAAAUCUGUUGAGAUUAUUUCUCUUUUCUGACCUGCAAAGCAGAGAACCUAAUUGCAUUCAAGGUUAUUUUUUAUCAAAGCUUUUUAACACUGGGUGCUUUAAGCCCCCUUAACUGUGGUAAAUAAUAGCAAUAAACACAUAUUUUUUUUGUAAAUACAGACUAAAGAUGAUCUGGAGUUUUGUCUUUUGAAUAAACUUUGCAACAAAAACGGUUUUAUUUAUGCUAACUUCAACAUUUAUCCCUAAAAAUGUAAUUACCCAGAACCUUGGGCCUCAUGCGGGCUUAUUGUUUGCAUUUUGACUGCCGGUGUUAAUUAUUAAAUUUACGUCUGGUGACACUGACGG